Messenger RNA from Sciurus carolinensis (gray squirrel), 2377 nucleotides. RefSeq names its product transmembrane protein 161A (gene Tmem161a). NCBI's taxonomy places the organism in Eukaryota, Metazoa, Chordata, Mammalia, Rodentia, Sciuridae. The record is from RefSeq and is a predicted model, not a curated record. Bases 39 to 1478 code for a protein of 479 amino acids. The transcript is spliced from 12 exons.
AGCCAGAGCCUCAAGCUUGCUGUGCUCCCAGAGGCAACAUGGCGGUCCUUGGAGUGCAGCUGGUGGUGACCCUGCUCACUGCCACCCUCAUGCACAGACUGGCUCCACACUGCUCCUUUGCACGCUGGUUGCUCUGCAAUGGCAGUCUGUUCCGAUACAAGCACCCGUCAGAGGAGGAGCUCCGGGCCCUGGCUGGGAAGCAGAAGCCUAGAGGCAGAAAGGAGCGGUGGGCCAAUGGCCUUAGUGAGGAUAAGCCCUUGUUGGUGCCCCGAGAUGCCCCAUUCCAGCUGGAGACCUGCCCGCUUACCACUGUGGAUGCCCUAGUGCUGCGCUUCUUCCUGGAGUACCAGUGGUUCGUGGACUUCGCCGUGUACUCGGGCGGUGUGUACCUCUUCACCGAGACCUACUACUACCUGCUGGGCCCAGCCAAGGAGACCAACAUCGCCGUGUUCUGGUGCCUGCUCACUGUGGCCUUCUCCAUCAAGGUGUUCCUGACCGUUACCCGAUUGUACUUCAGUGCUGAGGGCGGUGGCGAGCGCUCUGUCUGCUUCACCUUCGCCUUCCUCUUCCUGAUCCUGUCUAUGUUGGUGCAGGUGGUCCGGGAGGAGACCCUUGAGCUGGGCCUGGAGCCAGGCCUGGCCAGCAUGACCCAGAACCUGGAACCACUUCUGAAGAAGCAGGGCUGGGACUGGGCGUUCCCUGUGGUCAAGCUGGCCAUCCGCGUGGGGCUGGCUGUGGCGGGCUCCGUGCUGGGUGCCUUCCUUACCUUCCCGGGACUGCGCCUGGCCCAGACCCACCGCGAUGCACUGACCAUGUCCGAGGAUCGGCCCAUGUUGCAGUUACUUCUUCAUACUAGCUUCCUGUCUCCCCUCUUCAUCCUGUGGCUCUGGACGAAGCCCAUUGCUCGUGACUUCCUGCACCAGGCACCCAUUGGGGGAAAACCCUUCUCCCUGCUGUCAGACUCGGCCUUUGACUCGCUGCGUCUCUGGGUGCUGGUGGCGCUGUGCCUGCUGAGGCUGGCCGUGACCCGGCCCCACCUGCAGGCCUACCUGUGCCUGGCCAAGGCCCGCGUGGAGCAGCUGCGGAGAGAGGCCGGCCGGAUUGAGGCCCGUGAGAUCCAGCGGCGGGUGGUCCGGGUCUACUGCUAUGUGACCGUGGUGAGCUUGCAGUACCUGACGCCGCUCAUCCUCACCCUCAACUGCACGCUGCUGCUCAAGUCCCUGGGUGGCUAUUCUUGGGGCCUGAGUCCAGUCCCCACACUGUCCCUCGCCCGGACCUCAGCCGGCACUGACCCUGUCAACCCCGGGGAAGACGAGGCCCAGCAGACUGCGGCCCGGAUCGCGGGCGCCCUGGGCGGGCUGCUCACGCCGCUCUUCCUCCGCGGCAUCCUGACCUACCUAAUCUGGUGGACCGCCGCCUGCCAGCUGCUCUCCAGUCUCUUCGGCCUCUACUUUCACCAGCAGCUGGCGGGCUCCUAGCCUCCCACAGACUUCCCUGGACCUCUGAAGUUUGGUCCGGGGCCAACCAGACAUGGCCUGCCCCUCCGUGUGUGCCUCAGUGUCCCCAGCUGCAAGGUGCAACUGGGACUCCCCACAAUCUCUGCAGUGCCUGGGCUGUGGCCCCCUGUGAACCCUUGAAAACUGGCUCUCCAGGGUCCUGGAGCAGGAGUGUCGGAACCCAUUGUCCCCAAGUGUGUGUGUGUGUGUGUGUGUGUGUGUGUGUACACGCACAUACAGGUUUGAAUGGUGGGUUGCUCUUCUGAAUAAAUAAAGGAGCAAACCACUCUGUACCAACAGGACACAUGGCUGGUGGGCUGGCUGUGCAGGGUGAUGGCUUCCUGUGAGGCCGCAUGGCACCCAUCUGGGUAGGUGGGUGGGGUCAGGCAGGAGGAAGAGCAGGGGGGGCUGAGCAGCGAAAGCCGGAGGGGAGGGCAAGUGGUGCUGUGUCCAGAGAAGCUCCCAAGGCAGGCCGAGGAAGGUCAGGGAAGGACCAGAGAGCUGGGCCACAGCUCAGUGCCAGGCCCUGGGUUCCAUCCCAGCACUGCAAGGAGAGAGCUGGAGAAAGUCACAGCCACAAGGAAGCUGGCCUGGAAGGGGAGGAGGAGGAAGGGGCAGGAGAGAAAGGAGGGGGAAGGAAGGGGAGGGAGGAGGUGCUGCUGCUGCCUUCCACCCGUACCCAGUGGCUGCUGUCAUAUGAAGGUUGCCCAUAGGCAGGCAGGCAGGGAUGUUGUACGGUCAUGGUGACCCAGGGGAAGGACAUGGGGCCAUCCUGUGGCUUUGAGGCAGGAACUUGGGGUGUGUGUACCUGUGUAUUAUAACACGUGUGUUACAAAGCCUUUCUGUAUAUGUAAAAAGUAUUUUAGGAAUAAAACAGACAA